Rhinichthys klamathensis goyatoka is the source of this 1405-nucleotide messenger RNA. It is a transcript of the gene fbxo22, whose product is annotated as F-box protein 22. The record is from RefSeq and is a predicted model, not a curated record. Gene Ontology annotation, biological process: regulation of skeletal muscle fiber development; protein polyubiquitination; positive regulation of proteasomal ubiquitin-dependent protein catabolic process. Gene Ontology annotation, molecular function: protein binding. The transcript has 7 exons. NCBI's taxonomy places the organism in Eukaryota, Metazoa, Chordata, Actinopteri, Cypriniformes, Leuciscidae. Bases 47 to 1213 code for a protein of 388 amino acids.
CGCUUCCGCGUGUAGGGUCAAAUGUGAGAGAUAAUUCCGUGUGAAAAUGGAAGGGGAUGCAGCUCCUCCAAACAGCUUGUGGGAAGGCAAAGCAGGAUAUGUCCUGAGUAAUGUUGCCGAGGUCGUGGAAAGGAUUUUGACAUUUGUGCCGACUAAAAAUCUCUUCCGGAUCGCAAGUGUGUGCAGGCUAUGGAGGAAUUGUGCACGCAGAGUCCUGAGGACGAGGCAGAGAUUUACCUGGCUCUCCGCCUCUGGCUCAUCCAUAUACGAAGAGCAUGUUUUGCUUAGAACUAUGACACAAGACUUGGAGAAUAUCUGUCUGCUGCCCCAGACAGCUCUCUUAAUGGUAAAUCAUGAGAACUUCAGAGGGGCUGUUAGUCACAGACACAGGAAGGCCAGGAGGUGUGAGGAUGAAGUGGACUCAGAUCCUGUUGAGAAGCUGAGACGCUUACUACCUAGCAGUUGUGAAGUAAUAGGCGUAGUCGCACCAGGAAUUGUGGUGACCCCCAGUGGAUUACCCAGCAGCCCCCCACAGGAGCAUGAGGAGGGUGAAGCUGGCUUCAGUCUGCUUUUCCCUGCCAUGGACGGGGUCACCAUCCGGCUUUUCCACUUCUGCAAAAAGACCCUAAGUGAAACGGCAAUGGAGGAAGCAGGGUUGAUUAAUAACCCUGAUCUAAAGGUGGUGCUGAUGUUCGACUACGACACAUAUAAAUCUGGAGGUGGACGGUUUCUUAACAAGCUUCUGGAACCUCUUUCCCAAAGUAAUGUACUUAUUAUUGGAGGACAAGUUGAGGAUGUAUUUUCCAUUAACAAAACCUGCUGUUCUCCAGGCUCUUUUGGGGCAGUAGGACUAACCUUCAGUGGCUCCAAGAUCCAGGGUGCCUCAGUUCUGGUGGACCAGGACGUAAACAGCCCGAAAGCAGCAGAAGCCACUAUCCAGCGGCUGAAGGCUGCUAAUAUCCCAGAGAGAAACACCAUGGGCUUCAUGUUUGCUUGUGUGGGCCGUGGCCACAACAGCUACAAUAACCAGCAUAAUGUGGAGGCCGACGCCUUUCGGAAGAUCUUCUCCAACAUUCCGCUCUUGGGAUUCUUUGGAAACGGGGAGAUCGGCUGCGACCGUAUUGUCAAAGAGAACUACACAUUGAGCGAGACGGAUGCUGAUGGACUACAACACUCUUUUACUACAGUCAUGAGUCUGGUGCAUUUUGGCUAACACGGCAACUAGAAAACCAGCUAGUUCACUUGGUGUUUUAGGACAGACACCAGCUGCUUGUUUAAGAUAACUGAGCAGUUCCGAUGUUGAUCAGGUAUAAUUCUUCUAGGUUCUUUUCCUUGAUUUUUUUUUUGUUUGUUUGUAAAUCAGGAUGUCAGAGGGACAUUUAGCAGUUGUUUAACCUCAUAGUUA